Messenger RNA from Lathyrus oleraceus (garden pea), 1140 nucleotides. RefSeq names its product cytochrome P450 89A2-like. NCBI's taxonomy places the organism in Eukaryota, Viridiplantae, Streptophyta, Magnoliopsida, Fabales, Fabaceae. Gene Ontology annotation, molecular function: oxidoreductase activity, acting on paired donors, with incorporation or reduction of molecular oxygen, NAD(P)H as one donor, and incorporation of one atom of oxygen; iron ion binding; heme binding. Bases 1 to 900 code for a protein of 299 amino acids. Gene Ontology annotation, cellular component: membrane. The record is from RefSeq and is a predicted model, not a curated record. The transcript has 2 exons.
AUGGAAACAUGGUUCAUUGCACUACUCUCACUCUUCAUCAUCUUCCUCAUCAAAGCCACUAUCUCCACCCUCACCACCCCCACACUCCCUCCCGGUCCACUCCACAUCCCCGUCCUCACAAGCAUCCUAUGGCUCCGAAAAUCCUUCGCCCAACUCGAACCUUUUCUUAAAACCCUCCACGCCAAAUAUGGUCCUAUCAUCACUAUUAGAAUCGGUUCUCGAGUUUCUGUUUUCAUUGUUGACCGUUCCAUAUCUCACAAUGCUCUCAUUCAUAACUCAUCAAUCUUCUCCGGUCGUCCUAAAGCACUUCCCACCAGCAUACUCAUGUCUAGUAACCAGCAUAGUAUCAGUUCAGCUUCUUACGGUGAUACGUGGAGGACCCUUCGUCGUAACCUCGCUUCCAAGAUGCUUCAUCCAUCGAAAAUCAAAUCUUUCUCAGAAAUCCGGAACUGGGUCCUAUACAUUCUCAUCCAUCGUCUUAAAACCGCUUCGGAGUCGGAGUCCUUUACUGUUGUUCCUCACUUUCGUUAUGCCAUGUUUUGUUUACUUGUUUUUAUGUGUUUUGGUGAAAGAGUUAACGCUGAGAAAAUUAGUGAAAUUGAAAGUGAAGAAAGGGCGCUUCUGUUGAGUAUAAGCAGAUUCAGUAUAUUGGAUUUCUGGCCUGAAGUUACUAAGAUUUUGCUGCGGAAACGAUGGGAGGAGUUGUUGAAGUUGCGUAAGGAUCAAGAAGAUGUUUUGCUUCCGCUGAUAAGAGGGAGGAAGCAAAAUAAGGAAAGUAGAUUGAGCGAUGUUAACAGUGUUGUUUCUUAUGCAGAUACUAUUUUGGAAUUGGAGUUAAAGGAGGAGAAUCGCAAGUUGAGUGAUGAUGAAAAAUCCAUUACAGGUUCAUAUUUCUCCUAGGAUCUAGAUCAUGUGUGUCAAUGACAUGUUGUUAUUGAUAGUAAAACAUGUGGAUUUGUCACAUGGUUAGAUUUUGCUUCUUCCAAUGAUUCAUUAUGCAUACAUGUGUGACUAUGGUACGAUGUUGUUUUCGUGUAAGGAGAAGACAUUCAAUGUAGCAAAGUGUGAUGUAGUUGAAAUGUAAAAGUUGGUUUAUGUUAUGCAGAUUAUGGUAUCAUGACUGACAAUGCAUGUCUCAGA